Cajanus cajan (pigeon pea) is the source of this 1474-nucleotide messenger RNA. RefSeq lists its product as uncharacterized. Gene Ontology annotation, molecular function: RNA binding. NCBI's taxonomy places the organism in Eukaryota, Viridiplantae, Streptophyta, Magnoliopsida, Fabales, Fabaceae. Gene Ontology annotation, cellular component: nucleoplasm; chromatin. Gene Ontology annotation, biological process: regulation of gene expression. The record is from RefSeq and is a predicted model, not a curated record.
UUUUACAAAAUAAAAAUAAACGAGAAACAAUAUCUAGGGUUUCUCUUCCCUUCUUUCUUUCUCUUUCGCAUUCUCUUCCAAAUUCAUAAGCCAUGGAAUCUCCCGGUAACGAGCAUGUGGUAGGCGGCGCCGAACCCAACGACGUCGUCACAACAUUUUCUCACAGAGAAGAACCCCACAAUUCUCAACCCCUCACCGGCGAUGGUGCCAGUCCCGGAAAGAUAUUUAUAGGUGGUUUAGCGAGAGAAACGACAAUGGAUCAAUUUAUCAAGCACUUUGGUAAAUAUGGUGAGAUAACGGAUUCAGUUAUCAUGAAGGACAGGAAAACUGGGCAACCUCGAGGAUUUGGGUUUAUAACUUACGCGGAUCCCUCGGUGGUCGAUAAAGUCAUUGAGGAUCCUCAUAUCAUCAAUGGCAAACAAGUUGAGAUUAAGCGGACGAUACCAAGGGGAGCUGUUGGCUCUAAGGAUUUUAGGACAAAGAAAAUUUUUGUAGGUGGAAUUCCUUCAAAUGUGACUGAAGAUGAAUUUAGAGACUUCUUUACUCGCUAUGGAGAAGUCAAAGAUCACCAAAUAAUGCGGGACCACUCCACCAAUCGAUCUCGUGGCUUUGGGUUUAUCACAUUUGACACUGAAGAAGCUGUUGAUGAUCUUCUAUCCAUGGGGAACAAAAUUGAAUUUGCUGGAGCUCAGGUGGAAAUCAAGAAGGCUGAACCAAAGAAGCCAAACUCAGCACCUCCACCAUCCAAGCGCUAUAAUGACUCGAGGUCUUCAUACGGUGGUGGUGGAUAUGGAGAUGCUUAUGAUGGAUUUAGUGGAAGCUUUGGAGUUGGGGGUGGCUAUAGGUCAGGCGGUGCUUAUGGUGGUGGUAGGGGCAGUGCUUAUGGUGCCUAUGGAAGUGAAUUUGGUGGAUAUGGAGGAUAUGCUGGUGCGAUGGCGCCGUAUCGAGGAGAUCCAUCCCUUGGCUAUACUGGUCGUUAUGGUGGAAGCUUUAGCCGAGGGUAUGAUCUUGGUGGGUAUGGUGGACCGAGUGAGAAUUAUGGCGCAUAUGGUGCAGGUGGUGGUUCUUCUGGCGGUGCUGGUGCCUAUCAAAGUGGCUAUGAUGGCAACAUAGGGGGUGGAUAUGGAGGGGCUAGUGGAGGCCCCUUCUAUGGAAGCAGUAGAGGAGGAUACAAUGCUGGUGGUAGAUACCAUCCUUAUGGAAGAUAAGAUUGGAAAGCAAGCAUUUGUAGUCUAGGACUAAUGUGUCUAGCAUCAAAGCAAGUUUGUAGUUUGUGUUUGGUUCAUCAGUUAGAUUACAUACUCUCUUUUGAAAAAUGAAUUGUCAGGGUUACUUUCAUCUAUCAGCACACUCAUUUCUUGAAUUCCAAAGCCCCCCUUUUAAGUCUUUUUUGGUUGAUGUAAGAACUGCAAAUUGUGCAGAUGGUUGUAUUCUCAAUCUUGUUUAUUUGAUGCUUGUAAUGCUUCUUACUGAA